Chlamydomonas reinhardtii is the source of this 3084-nucleotide messenger RNA. RefSeq lists its product as uncharacterized. The transcript is spliced from 12 exons. Gene Ontology annotation, biological process: peptide metabolic process; proteolysis. Gene Ontology annotation, molecular function: metalloendopeptidase activity. Bases 109 to 2142 code for a protein of 677 amino acids. NCBI's taxonomy places the organism in Eukaryota, Viridiplantae, Chlorophyta, Chlorophyceae, Chlamydomonadales, Chlamydomonadaceae. The record is from RefSeq and is a predicted model, not a curated record.
CGCAUACACUGUCGUGCUCGUAUUAUUUUACCUUGUGCUCUUUAACACAUGUCGAAACUUCACCCACUGCCUGCAGCCUACAUCUCCCGGGUCAACGCGCACACGGGCAUGUACCAGCGGUUGUCGGAGGCUCUGGCGGCGUAUGAGGCGGGCCUCAGGGCGCUCAGCAACCGCACCGCACCCGAGUUGCGGCCCUGGCAAAUGGGUGGCUGGUGUCGCGAGAGUGUGUUGGUGGCACAGCGCCUCAAACAGGACAUGGAGCAGGCUGGCAUACACCUGCCUGCUGCUCAACGGGCGCGGGUGGCGGAGCUGGCGGCGGCCAAUGGGCAUUUCGCCGCGGCCUUCAACGCGGCCCUGACGGACUCGCGGAAGGUGGGGCGGGCGCCCACAGGCAUGGGCCGCUUUGUGCCUCUUGACCCCUUCAGUGUUGCGGGCGUCAUGGCAGGAGAGCCGAACGAGAGCGUGCGCAAGGCGGUGUACGCCGCUGCGGGCCGCAGUCCGGCCUGCAACCGGGAGCUGCUGGACCGCAUGGUGGCGGUGCGCGCCGAGAUGGCGCAGCUGCAGGGCUACCCCAGCUACGCCGCACUGCGCACGCGGGGCAACAGCCUGGCCGGCACGCCCGCGGCAGUGGUGGGCUUCCUCACCGGGCUGGCGGCGGACGUGCGGCCCCUGGCUGAGCAAGAGCUGCAGGCUCUGGCUCAGCUCAAGGCGUUUGACAGCCGCAACAUUGCCACCUCCCCCCCCUCCGCCCCCGUCUCCCUGGCGGCCUGGGAUGUUGAGUACUACGCCUCCCGUGCGCGCCAGGCGCUGGUUACGUCGCCUCCCGGGGCCCUGCUGCGCUACACCGCCCUGCCCUCGGUGCUGGCGGGUGUGCGCACACUGCUGCGAGCCGUGUUCCGCAUUGAGCUGGUGCUGGGCCCCGCGGCGGCCGGUGAGGGCUGGGCUGCUGGAGUGCUGCGGGCCGAGGCGCACCACCCCGACCUGGGGCCCCUGGGCACUGUGUACCUGGACCUGGGCGAGCGUUCCGGCAAGUACCCCAGCGCCGUGACGUUUCCCAUCACCUGCGGUCGCCAGCUGCCCGGAGGCGACGUGGAGGCGGCCCUGGCAUCCAACGCCCGCAGGCGGGGAGGCACCGGUGGUGGUGGCGGGCAGCGGCAGCUACCUGUGAUGGCGCUGCUGGCGUCCGCCACGGGCCGCUGCCCCAGCACCGGGGUGCCCGCGCUGACGUACCGGGAGCUGCGAGUGUUGCUGCACGAGUUGGGUCACUGCGUCCACAACCUGCUCAGCCGCACCAAGUACCAGCACCUGUGGGGAACGAGGUGCGCUCAGGACCUGGUGGAGGUGCCCUCCCACCUGUUCGAGUACUGGGCCACGGACCCGCUCACAAUGGGGCUGAUGGCGAGGGACAGGUCCAACGACAGCUCCGCUGCGGCGGGGGCAGGCGGCGGGGGCGAGCCCCUGCCGCCAGCACUGCUCAAGGAGCUGAUUGCGGGCCGGGCCGCCACCGCCGCGCUAGAGUUGCAGCAGCAGCUGGUGCUGUCACUGGCCGACCAGUGGUUGUUCGGGGAGAACCCUCCCGCACCCACAGCUGCUGCCGGCGCCGGCUCGGCAUCCUCGUGGAACAGCAGUGACGUGUGGCGCAAGGCCGUGGAGAUGGCCAGCAGUGUGCCCUACGUGCCCGGCACCUCGCCCGAGCUGCGCGUGGGCCAUCUCACCAUCUACGGCGGGUCGUACUACGGAUACGUGUAUGCACGGUGUCUGGCAGCUCAGCUGUGGCGAGCCAGUGGCCUGGCGGAGGCGCCGCUGGACCCCGGGGCCGGCGAGCUGCUCCGUGAGCGGCUGCUGGCUCCGGGCGGGGCGCUGGAGCCGCUGGAGCUGUUGACGGGCUUUGCGGAGGCAGCGGAGGCGGGCGAGGGCGCGGGCUCGCCAGUGGGCAGUUCCGCAACCCGGCAGGCCCGGGGGCGGCAGGUGCGCCUGGCCCUGCAGCGGCAGCGGGGCCAGCAGCAACAGCAGCAGCAGGGUGGCGGUGGCGGUGCGCAUGAGGCGAUGCCGGGCGGGGGUCUGUUGCAGUACCUGGAGGGAGGCUACGCGCCGCGGUCGGACUACUACCUAGAAACACUCAAGACCGGCAUUGCGGCCUAGUCAUGUGGAGCGCAGGGUUUGCAAGGUCUGGGGUCUGUACAGUUGCACCCACUGCGGUUCUUCUACCGUAUCACUUGCUGAGUAGUGUGUAUUUCGGGAUGUACCACCUUCCAGGCAACAAACAAGGGCUGUCCAUUCAUGUGCUUCGCACGCGACGUCUAUGAGCAGGAGAAGUUACGGCAGGCUAGCAGGGCUAUGAGUUUGUUGGCACGUCAUGGCUUCAGCUGGCGAAGUGCUGGCCAGCUGGCCAGGGGAGGCCCAUGGGAAACCCGAGUCUGCUGCCAUGCUGCCAUGGGGAAAGGGUUUGCAACGCCUUCGGCACAAGGAUUCCAGUGUAUGCAUGUAAAGGACUUGCAGUGCGUUCGCUGCCUGAAGACUAUUCUUUUAAGGCUUACUUAACUGCGGAUAGUGUACCUUCAUGACCUGCAACUGAAGUCCAAGCGACUCAACAGUGCUGCAACACAGCUGGUGCUGAUGAUGACGGCUGCGUUAUGAUGAAGAUAACUCUUCCAUAGAUAGCUAAGGCCGGAUAAGGCCGGCGAGUCAUUACGAUGCAACACUUGGAAUCUCAGUCGCAUUAAUUGAACCUUCUUUUCGCGUCAAUGCUCCGAAGUCCUGUCAGGAUUCCUGGAUGGGUUUGCGCAUCGCAGUCGCGGGGAUGGCGGCUCAACGGCUGUGCUGGAGCUGCUACUUUGGGGGGAGCGGCUGUGGACAGCGGCGCCAGUCCUCGACCCGUUCCCCGCGGCCGGCGGUCUGAGCGCCGUCAAAAGAUCGAGGCGGAAGGGGACCUGGGGCAACAGAAGUGUCAGGGGCUCAGCCAACUGACCACGGAUGUGAGCAUGGGUGACAGCGGCCCCAGUCCACACGCCAUGCCGCCUGAAUCGCAGCAGGGCAGCGCCGGGGUCGCCGAUGCGCCGACUGGCCAGCCUCGCGCUAGACGUA